UUUUUAAAACUAACCACGUGCUUGGCUGUGGUAACCGCAUUUUGAAAACGUGCUCUGUUCUCUUCGUGCGCUCGCCCUGACGAACACGUAUUUUUGUAUUGUUUUCUUUCGUAAACGUGUUUCAAUAUAAACGAAAAUGACCAAACUAAAAGUAAAAACGCCCAGCAAAGCUACCCCAAAGAAAAAUAAUAAAGAAGUAGCAAAAUCACCGGCGAUUACUCCAAGUAAACUCACACAGAAAUCGCCUAAAAAGCAGAAGACUCCAGAGUCCCGCAAACGCGCCUCGAAAGCCGCAGAAUUGGUUGAAGAUGUGAGUAUCCUCAAGAAGAAGGCAAAGAAGGAAAAGAAUGGAUGGAAAAAGCAACCAGAACCAGAAAAAGAAAGCGAUUCUGAAGAAGAUGCCGCAUCUGUAAAUGAUGUUAAGGAAGAUAUUGACUCUGAUGAAGAAUCUGACAUUGAAAUGACUAAUGCAAAUGGUGGACUUAAUGAAGAUGCAGAAAAUUCUGAUGUAGAAGAGGACUCUGAGGGUGAAGAUGAAGAGGAUUCGGAAGCUGAGAAUGAAGAAGCGAAUGGAGAAGAAGCAAGUGAUGAAGAAGAAGAAUAUGACACAUCUACAAUUUCUGUUAAACCUAUCAGAAGCAUGACAUCUCCAGAAAUCAUAAAAGAAUAUUUUGCUAAAUGUGGCCAAAUUACAAACUGUCAAUUAAUAGUGAACCCUAACACUAAAAAACAGAAAGCAUUGAUUACAUUUCAAGAUGUUGAUGAAGCCAAACUUGCUGUGGCUACUUUAAGUGGAUCAUUAUUUCAGCAUUACAAAAUCAAAGUUCAACUUGUCCAAACAUCUUGUGGCUUUGCUGAAGAUGGCUCAAUUCUCAUCAAAAAUUUGCCUCAAGAUACUGGUAUUCAGUCAUCAGAAGUUCUUGACUAUGCAAAGGAUGCUCUGACUAAGAGUUUUGGCCCAGUUAAAGAUUUAUUGCUUUCAUCAGAUAUGCUUCAGGCUACUGUUCAGUUUGAGGACAAAGCAGCAGCCACUGCUGCUUUAGCAGCUGGUAGUUUCCAGUUGCUUGGUUGUAAGGUGGAUAUUGUUCCUUAUGGAGAUGCUGCUACUCCUACUGUGUCCCCUGACAUUAGAGUUGUUAUCUCUGGAAAAGUUGAUGACGUUACUGAAGAAGACAUAUUUAAAGCAAUUUCUAAAGUUUGUGAUGUUACACCGGAAACCGUCGGUCAGGCUUCAAAAACCCAUAUUACUAUUGGUGUUGAAUCUGAAGAAAAUGUUGUACAUUUGCUGGGAUUGAAAACCCUGAAAGUAAAGAAGAUUCAUUUUGAUAUCCUGCCCGACUUGGGUAGCAAACAUUUCUAUAAUCCUGUCACCAAAGUGUACGGCAGACAUCCAGCGGGUGUUUUCGUAGAGAAUCUUAAAGUGAACAUGGGUCAUUGGGAUAAAUACAAUGCGUUAAGCGUUUUCGGGCCCGUUCAACACCUCAACUCAAUUAAUAACAAUCACAGCGCAAUUGCUAUCUAUGAAAAGAAGAGCGAUGCUCAAAAAAUUCUGCUUGCUGAAGAGAUUUACAUUAAACACUUUCCUGUGUCUGUCAAGGCUGUUGAUGGCGUAUAUAAGCCAGUUGAGAAACCUAAGUAUGAAGUUGGGAAUACUGUUUACAUAACGGAUAAUGUUGAUCCUACGAACGUUACGAAAGUGAUGAAACAGAUAAACAUAAUGAAGUUGCCCAUUAUUCGAAUUGUUGAAAGUGACAAUUUCUUCAAACCGGCGUUCUUUGUUGAAUUUGAAAAUGCAGAUGACGCCCAAAAAUUCGUGGACGCGACAAUAGAAAUCGACGGAAAAGCAGUGCAUACUGAAUUUUACGAUCCGGCCAAACACGACAAAAGUACCGUACCUGAGGGUAUAGUUUUGGUGCAGAACCUGAAGUUAUUCACAGAGGAAGUUGAUUUGUGGAAGGCUUUCCACGACUUUGGCAAAAUCGCUAAUGUUAAGAUUCUAAUUAAUGGAAAACAACAAUUGAGAUGCGCAUUCGUUGAAUUUAAGGAGGCCGCCGGCUGUAAGAAAGCUGUAGAAGCUAAAGAAAUGGACGUCAAAGGCUCAAUUGUUACGAUUUCUGUGCCCACAACUACUGAGAUCGAUGAACUCCGCAAGAAGAUGAGAUUGAAUAGCCACAAAUUGUAUAACUACGUUCGGUACAACCGUCUUGAUGCACCGGGACGAGGAGGUUUUAAACCAUUCCGAGGAAGUUUCGCAACCAGACGGGGAAGUUUUUCACCAAGGCGAGGAGGUUUUAUGCCAAGCCGAGGAGGGUUUAAACCGUCGCGAGGAGGAAGAGGUUUUGCACCAAUCCGAGGGGGAGGAAGAAUGGCUACACCAACACGAGGAGGAGGAAGAAUGGCUACACCAACACGAGGAGGAGGAAGAGGUUUUGGAUCAGCGCGGGGAGGCAGAUAUAUGCAUUGAGAAUAAUUUUAAUUACUUCUAUACUUCUCUAUACAUCAAAGUUACUUGUAAUAUUUGUUGUUCCAAGUAUUACUUUCAUUAAUUGCUAUGAAUGCCUUGUUAAUGUUAUGGAGGUGUUUAUAAUAAUCAACAAAAAAGUGUGUUAACUGAACUCACAUCUGAGUUAUGAAUGAAUGCACAAGUUAUGGUAAUUGCCUACAGUUAUGUUAGUUAUGGUACUGUAGCUAUCAAUGAAACGCGAAUAUAUAUCCUACAUGCAGCUAA
This is a messenger RNA of Dalotia coriaria, 2728 nucleotides long. RefSeq lists its product as uncharacterized. The coding region runs from base 137 to 2464 and encodes 775 amino acids. The transcript has 4 exons. NCBI's taxonomy places the organism in Eukaryota, Metazoa, Arthropoda, Insecta, Coleoptera, Staphylinidae. Gene Ontology annotation, molecular function: RNA binding. The record is from RefSeq and is a predicted model, not a curated record.